CUUCUGUUGAUUAAAAAUUUCUCAUUGCGCAAUAAUCUACCGGAAACACAAUUCGAAAAUUGUCAUCGAUAUUACAUUGCACCUUCAAGUCUUGGAUCAGACGAGAACCAUCGUGUACUCUGUAUUGCCGAAGAGAAUACCUCUGGCAUCAUGCAUCAUCAAUCGUGCCCAGAAACCGCCGGCAAUGGUAUACUAGAAGCCUCCGCGGGGAUAGACGAUGACUACCACUCAAGCUCAUCCGUGCCAUCGCUGUACGAGGAACAGCCUCUGCUGGGAUCUGAUGGUAGCAAUUCAGCAUGGAGAGCACCGCCAGGUUUUGUGUGGAUUCAAAUCGGUAUGGAUCAAACCCAUGUGUUAAGGCAGAGACUGAUAGUCGCACCAGCGAUAAUGUCCAAUGUCUUCUUGUCUGGAUUCGACGGAACUGUCACUGCUUCAACCUACGCAGUUAUCAGUUCGGAAUUCAACGCGGCUAACACCGCGUCCUGGGUUACCACGUCGUAUCUCAUAACCAGCACGGCAUUCCAGCCGCUGUACGGUCGGCUUUCGGACAUCUUUGGGCGGCGACUCUGUUUCUUCGUUGCCACCGUGACUUUCAUGGUGGGUUGUCUUGGCUGUGCAAUAGCCCCGGAUGUGCUUUUCCUGAAUGUAAUGAGAGCAUUGACUGGAAUUGGGGGUGGAGGCUUAAUGACGAUGGCCACGAUCGUCAACUCGGAUCUAAUUCCCUUCUACCGAAGAGGAAUGUACCAGGCAUUGCAGAAUGUCUUGAAUGGGUUUGGAUCCAUCUGCGGUGCCUCACUCGGAGGAUCAAUUGUUGAUUCCAUCGGAUGGCGCUGGUGCUUCUUGAUGCAGGUUCCUGUUUCUAUAUUUGCACUGUUUGUUGGCCACCAUUUUCUGGAUCUCCCAUCGCAUGCCGCCCAGAUCAACAGUAAAUCCGGUCUUCGCGAUUUCUGGAAGCGAGUUGAUCUUUCUGGAGCAUGUUUCCUCAUCCUUGGCCUCUCAUCUCAGCUCAUCGGGCUGAGUCUGGGUGGCAACGAUCUCCCUUGGAGUAAUAUAUGGGUGAUACUGUCUCUUGUUGGGAGCACCGUCCUCCUCGCGCUGUUCCUGGUUGUUGAAGCCAAGACAUCAGCGAUUCCAUUGAUUCCGCCCAGGAUGCUGAAAGGGUUGCGGCCCAUAUCGACGCAGGUCGCGAAUGUCUGUGUGGGGAUGGCUGCUUAUGCGUUCCUCUUCACGCUUCCCCUACUAUUCCAGGUGUCCCUCCUCGAAUCGGCUACAAAGACGGCUGCUCAUCUCGCUAUACCCAGUUUAGCCACUCCCAUUGGGGGUUUGAUCUCAGGGAUCAUCAUGUCCCGAUGGGGGAAGCUGGCAUAUCUUGUGCGGACAGGGGCGCUGCUAAUGUGCAUUGGCAACCUGCUAUGCGUGUUCCUGGAUUUCGACGACGCCAAUUGGAAGUUCUUCGUGUAUAUCAUCCCUGCAAACUUGGGACAGGGAAUCGUGUAUCCUGCAAUUCUAUUUACUUUCCUUGCCACCUUUGAUCAUUCCGACCACGCUGUCUCCGCGUCCACCGUCUACCUUAUCCGUUCCAUCGGCUGGGUCUGGGGUGUAGCCAUUACCUCCACAAUCCUUCAAAAUACAUUGAGCUCAGGCCUCCAGGAGGCCCUGAGUGGAGUACCAGACAAAUGGAAAGUAACAUCCCUCCAUAUCCCGUGCCUACGAAGGCGUUUACUAUUGACAAUGGCUGAUUGAUGUCUUUGUCUUCUUCCUGUUACCGGUUAGGUUAUCGACGAUAUCAGGCAUUCUGUUGCUACAAUUUACGAUCUCCCACCCGACAUCCAGAUGGCGGCUCGGUUGGUGUAUCACCGUGGUAUUAGAUAUUCAUUUGCAGUUUCUGCAGCCUUCGGAUUCGUCGCUACCAUCGCAGCGAUGUUUUCACAUGGGAAAGGAUUGCAGAGACCUGGGGACGAAGAGAGGUAAUCUGUCAUAGGCUGCAUCUGCGGGAAGAUGUUUCCAUUCAACUCUCAUGUAAAUGAUCGACAAGAUAUGAUACAAGGUAAGUGAUCGGGUUGGCUGAACGAUAGACUGUGACGCUCGAAAUCAGUACUAUGACCUGGAAGGAUAAGUGUUCCUUGCUGCAAAUAGACGAUGGGUCUUGGUACCAGUACUAGAUUAAGAAAACAGAAACAGAUAUUAUAUCUGCAGGAUCUCAUUAGGAAAGUGAUGUUUGUUAAUUCUUCCUUUGUUGUAGGUCUCUACAUGUGGAGAGGCAGACAUGUUUCUAGGCGCUAUUCCAGAAUAGGUAGUAUUAAUGUUGCAAAAUCACGUGAUUAACGCGUUUCGCGUUCGUCGACGAGUCCAACCUUUCUUUGGUGACA
Messenger RNA from Monascus purpureus, 2369 nucleotides. The record is from the annotation of a GenBank genome assembly. Lineage: Eukaryota; Fungi; Ascomycota; Eurotiomycetes; Eurotiales; Aspergillaceae.